Molecule: messenger RNA, 1173 nt
Organism: Trichomonas vaginalis G3
Lineage: Eukaryota; Parabasalia; Trichomonadida; Trichomonadidae
Exons: 1
Coding region: 1-1173 (390 amino acids)
Source: RefSeq, a predicted model, not a curated record
AUGAAUUUGAUUGAACAUCUUGCUGUAUUGAGCUUAAAUACCCAAUGGAGUGAUUUCUUCACUACAACUCCAAAAAUAUAUUGCUCAAAUCCAUCAAAUUGGAAUGGAGAUUACUAUGUUUUAAAUGUAAUUUUCACUAGUUUAUCGAACAGAGCUUUAUUAAUGGCAUUUUCAAGUAAUACAAAAGUGCUAAUUGAAUAUUGUGAUUUCACUAAUGUUUCGGCAACAGGAAAUGGAGGUGCAAUUAACUUUGGUUCAUAUGGUAUGUUUGUUGGAAAUCAUAAUUGCGCUGAUUCUUGUUAUUGUACUGGAUUCUGCCACUUUUCACUCAGUAUAGUUUCCGCAUCGCAAUCUGCCUAUAAUUUAAAUUUUUAUACUUCAUGUAAAAACUGUGGUCAAUACAAUCUAGGAAAUGGCACAAUAGGAAGUAUCGGAGGAUAUUGCUGGUUAAAUAAUUCAAAUAUUUCUGACUGCCAAGCAAUUACCCGUGCAGCUUAUCUACUUGAAGAUGCAUCAAGAAUAUCUUAUGAAGCGUAUUGUCAUAUAUCCAAUAACAAUAGUUCAUAUGCAUUCGUGAUGAAACAUUAUGUAGGAAAAACUGGCUAUUUGCUAUAUAUGAACUUCCUCAAUAAUAAUGUAGAUGAUUAUAUUUUUUGCUCAGAAGGGUCAUAUAUCAUAUUACAAAAUUGCUCUGUGAUUGAUAAUCCGUGCACAUCAACCUUUUAUAAUUUCCAAGGAGAGUUUGUUGUUACAUUCUCAUAUUUCAGUAACAGUGGAACCAUUGGAUCAUUCGUGCGUACUUCCUCUAUUUUGAGUUCUAGUUAUGUAAAUGAUCUUGGUGAUAUUAAUGAGGAUUUAUGUAUCACUGUACUACCAACAUCUAUCUGUACCCCUAUUCCAUCAACCCCAUUGCAAACUCCAAAAUCUACACCACUUGUAACAAUGCAAGCAACAAAUUCAAUAACUCCUGUCGUUACACCAUUUAAUACUCCAUACGAAACAUUAGCUAGUACUGCUAUUAAAACUCCAUAUUAUACGCCUUUGGCAUCUACAGCUUCUACUUGCCAACCUACAAUGUCACCAUCUUCAUCAUCUACGUAUGAUCGAACAAACAUUAUGAAAUAUUUGAACAAUAGAAAUCCUGUAUUCUUUAUAAUGCUAACUUAUUUCUAA